AUGAGUGGCCAAGCGAAAUAACUUGUGUUAUAGCUGGAAGUGCUUGGGGCAGUUCUUAUAAAUUCAAUAUAGCCGAAUUACCAGCUGGUUGUGAUAUAUUUGUUAUUGGUCAAUAUGCUUUUGAUAGGGAUAAUGGUAUUGAUGUCCAUACAACAAAGGAGAAUAAUGAUAUAAUAAAAUCCUUGCAUGAAGCUAACAAGAUUGUUUAUUUAAUACUUGGAUUCGUUAAUAAAACAGACUGGCCCUCAAUAUUUGCUCCUAAGGACGAAGAACAAUAUAAGAAAGAAAAAAUGGGUCCGUUAAUCAGUUUUUUGAAUGAUUUUAAUAUUAGUGGUCUUCUCAUGAAUAUAAGAAAGAUUUAUGUGAGUUUUGAUUUUACAAUAACAAAUAAAGAGUUGGAUAUUUAUUUAAUUGACAUACAAAAAUUAAACGAUUUUUGUGAUUCAGAUGUUAAAAAAUAUGGUAUGACUCCAAUCAAAAGUCCAACUCCUAAUAUGACGAGUAUGGAACAAGUGACUUCAGCUGUAACUGGUUCAACAAUGGAUAAGUUGAAAAUUUAUGCUAUGUUAAAGUGUCAUGUAAGAAUUCCAAAUGGUCAACCGAAAAUAAAUAAUAAGCUAAUUACGUCGUAUUCUACGUAUUGUAGCACCAAUACACCACAGUCAUCUCUCUGGUGUCAGGAUCGUUCACAGUUUUCAUUUGACCAAGGGGCUUUUGCAAAAAAGAACUACAAAGGAAUAGUUAUAAAUAUUCUUGAUGGAGAUGAUUUCAAUUCCAGUUGUGGUUGUGGACUAUUUCCAGUAACAAACGCAAUGAUUAGUGGAUGGAAAUCAACUCCUCUCACACCGUGUCCCAGAUUAGAUUAAACAGAACAGACUAAUAUGGGAAAAAUUAAAUUAUAUCUUUUAAACUAUACCUAUAGUAUACAGUAAUAAUAAUUUAUAAAUAUUUAUCAAUAUUCUCACUAAAUGGCCUAAAUAUAUGUGUUUAAAUCAUUAAAAAUAAUAAUGUUUGUUACUACUACUAUUGUAAUGUGUAUUUCUGUUCAAAAAUUAUCACUUUUAUCAAUUUAUGAAUUAUAAUAUCAACACCUAAUCAGAAAAUUAAAAUAUUAAAUUGCUUACACGAAACAUGUAUAUAGUAUCAUAUUUUACGAAUUGAAUAACUACCGUUUGUGUAUGAAAAUUAAUAUACAAUUAAUUAGUACAUUUACAUCUCUAGAAACUACAAUAUUUGUCCCUGAUUCAUAGUAACUAAAUAGCCUCUAUAGGACCCCAUGAGAACAUAAUUUUAUUGUUUAAAUAUUAGUUAAGUUACAGAUUAAUAUAUAAGUUUUAUAAUUAUAUGAUGAUAAUAUGUGUAGCCAUCACUUUUCGGAACAGAUAAAAUACAUAAAUACUCAACUUUAAAGUGAUUUAAACUUUUCUGUUAGUUAAUUGGAUUAACGGUUGAAAAAAAAGUUUUGAUAAUAAUAAAACUCUACCUAUCCCUCUUUUCAAAAAAAAAAAAAAAAUUCUCAAUAUUAGCUUUUGCCCUUUGGUGUGAGGUUUCAUCAGAUAAAUAUUGUUAAUU
This is a messenger RNA of Melanaphis sacchari, 1572 nucleotides long. RefSeq lists its product as uncharacterized. The annotation marks the transcript as partial. The transcript has 6 exons. The record is from RefSeq and is a predicted model, not a curated record. NCBI's taxonomy places the organism in Eukaryota, Metazoa, Arthropoda, Insecta, Hemiptera, Aphididae.